UUGCAUUCCACCCCGCCCAUGAUGAAUAUCAAGUUGGACAAGUCUAACCGCAUGUAUCAUCCAGCGCCCAGUGAAUUCAGAUUCCAGCAACAAUGGCCAUAUCUUCAACAAUAUGCCCCCACGACAAUGCAACGACAAACUUGCCUUGCAAGGAUUGUAUCCCGGAGGCUUCGAUCGACAUCGAGAAAAAGUAUGACUCGGAGCGUGAGAUUCAGCUCAGGUCACGAGAUGUGAUGGGAAAUGUUGAAAUCGAUAUCAAUGAAGGGUUUGAGACUUUUGCACAAGACCCUUGGAUCCGUUCAGUGGCACCGCCCACGGCCUCAGCAGCGAGACUGAUCAAGGAUGCCCACCACAAGGUGCUCAUAAUCGGCGCCGGACAUGCUGGCCUUCUCUUUGCCGUGCGCCUCAUUGAAACAGGAGCUGUUGGCGCAACUGAUAUAGUCCUCGUUGAUAAAGCCGCUGGGUUCGGAGGGACCUGGUACUGGAACCGGUAUCCAGGCAUUAUGUGCGAUACUGAAAGUUACAUCUACAUGCCACUUCUCGAAGAAACCGGUUAUAUGCCUCGCGAUAAAUACGCAUCGGGGGAUGAGAUCAGAAGUCAUACUGAGCGCAUAGCUGGUAAAUGGGGCCUUGCUGAGAGAGCUUUGUUCAGGACAACCGUGCAAGAGCUGUUAUGGGACGAGGGCAACCGACUUUGGAGGGUGUCUGCAACGACUGUAAGAGGGGGGUCAGAGAACGAUCAAACAAACGUCCGCCUCACUGCCGACUUUGCUAUAAUCGCCCAGGGGGUGUUUGCGAGCCCCAAAAUACCCGCAUUCCCAGGUAUAUCCGAAUAUAGUGGCAAGCUUUUUCAUACUGCUCGGUGGGAUUAUGAUUUCACAGGCGGGACACCACAGAACCCGGAAUUGGCCAGACUACGGGAUAAAAAGGUUGCAAUUAUUGGCACUGGAGCUAGUGCGGUGCAAAUAGUUCCUCAUCUCGCAAAGUAUUGUAAGGAACUUCAUGUGUUCCAGCGCACGCCCUCGUCUAUUGAUAAACGCGGAAAUGGCCGUACAGACCCGCUAUGGUGGAAAGACAAAAUCCAGUCCGAGCCCCAGGGGUGGCAGAGAAGAAGGAUGGAGAACUUCAAUGCUUUCACCUGCAAUGAACAACCACCUCCACCAGUCGACAUGGUAGCUGACGGGUGGACAAAGAUGCCUUCUUUCAGUCUCGUUAUAGGAUCACAGCAGAGCCUCAACCCCGACUAUGUUGAACAGAUGCAGGGGGUGGACCAAGUACGGCAGCAAGAGAUACGAGCCCGCGUCAAUGAUACCGUUAAGGACUCAACAUCUGCCGGCCUUCUGGCUCCUUGGUAUCCCGGAUGGUGUAAGCGGCCAUGUUUCCAUGACGACUACCUAUCCUCAUUCAACCAGAUGAACGUUAAGCUGGUUGACAUCCGCGGUAAAGGAAUAAGUCGCUUUACACCGAGUGGGAUUGUAGCAAAUAACACCCACUAUGAAUACGACGCUGUCAUUUUCAGCACCGGCUUCUCUGUCAUUACCACCCGAGCCAGUCCCGGAUCACGCGCUAAUAUAUCUGUCAUCGGCCGGCACGGCCAAACAAUGGAUGACAAAUGGGCAAAUGGUCUGGCAACGUUGCAUGGAGUGAUGACUCGGGAUUUGCCUAACCUCUUCUUUCCCGGAAUGUCCCAGGCUGGGACAUGCGCUAACCAGACAUAUAGCUUGGAUCAGAGUGCCAUUCAUGUUGCCUAUAUUCUCGCCAAGGCCAUAGAGGGCGUAGAGGGCGCAAAGGCUAAGGUGGUUAUAGAACCAACAGGAAAGGCUGAGGAGGACUGGGCCAUGCAGGUUGUCUCGCGAGCGGCGGCUCUCCGAGGACUAGCUGGCUGUACGCCAGGUUAUUUUAACGGGGAUGGGAUGCUUGCUCAACCAAAGAGCGUGGAAGCAUUAAAGAAAGCAGCUCGGAUGGCAAUGUGGGGAGAGGGUAUCGCGAGCUACGUAAGGCAAAUUGAAACAUGGAGGGCAGAGGGGGGCCUCAAGGGGCUCGAUCUGACAUAGCUAGAAUAAAAUGUGCUAUGGGC
Molecule: messenger RNA, 2077 nt
Organism: Aspergillus versicolor CBS 583.65
Lineage: Eukaryota; Fungi; Ascomycota; Eurotiomycetes; Eurotiales; Aspergillaceae
Product: flavin-containing monooxygenase
Exons: 2
Coding region: 93-2054 (653 amino acids)
Molecular function (GO): oxidoreductase activity
Source: RefSeq, a predicted model, not a curated record